Messenger RNA from Xylaria bambusicola, 2621 nucleotides. RefSeq names its product fungal-specific transcription factor domain-containing protein. Gene Ontology annotation, molecular function: RNA polymerase II cis-regulatory region sequence-specific DNA binding; DNA-binding transcription factor activity, RNA polymerase II-specific; zinc ion binding. Lineage: Eukaryota; Fungi; Ascomycota; Sordariomycetes; Xylariales; Xylariaceae. The transcript has 4 exons. The coding region runs from base 147 to 2528 and encodes 793 amino acids. Gene Ontology annotation, biological process: positive regulation of transcription from RNA polymerase II promoter by galactose; DNA-templated transcription. Gene Ontology annotation, cellular component: nucleus. The record is from RefSeq and is a predicted model, not a curated record.
UAGUGACGCAGAGCCUAAUUGAGGCAGCAUUAGAGCAAUCUCACCGACGCUCUGGCCUUUGAAUAUACAUAUAUGCAUAUAUUUGUUUCAAGUCCCACCCAUCUUCAUCUUCGCUGGCGUGUAAGACAACGAUACUCAACGACAGCAUGGCGCCAAGUAUUCCUGUGCCCACGCAAGGUGGGAUGUUUCACACAUUUCAAGGUGUAACGCCUCGAAAACAAUCCUCAGAGUCCGGUGAAAACGCCAAAACGAACGGUAGCGGCGUUGCCAAACGGAUCACCACACCACAUGCAUGUGCGGAAUGCAAACGGAGAAAAAUUCGUUGCGAUGGCCAACAGCCUUGUGGCCAAUGCCUCUCUAGCCGAGCUCCCAAGCGGUGUUUCUACGACAAGCAUCGCCAGAGGGUAAUCCCGUCUAGAAAAACACUCGAGGCUCUUUCACAAUCUCUAGAGGAAUGCCGGUCUGUUCUCAAGCGGUUAUUUCCCAACCACGACAUCCAAUCCUUAUUACCACUUCCUCGCCAAGAACUACUCAGUCUCCUUGACCGCUCCACAAACGACACCAUUAUCGCUCUUCCUUCGCCACCACUACAUCCUUCAAACGCCUCCGUAGAUGCAGGCUCCCCCACGCUCUGUGGCUCAGACGAGGGCUUAGCUAGCCUCGAGCAAAUACCAUCUCGAGACUCAGAGUGGGAUGAGGAGCGUCGGGGACGAGACAACAUCCCUGCCGAAGCUGACGAUGUGAACGCACUCUCCCUCUCAGUUGACCGUCAAGCAUCAUACUUAGGCGCUUCCUCAAUCAAGGCGGCUCUAAUGGUGAUGCUCAAAGUACAGCCUGGUUUAAGGAACUGCCUCACACCGCCUCUCAACAGCGUCGAAAUGGCCCACAACCUACCCAUACUAAGACAGAAAGUCGUAAAUGCUAAGGAACCGCAGCGAGUUCCCUGGUCAUGGAAGGGCCAGACUCUUAUCGAUGCGUACUUCAAGCGUGUACAUGUCCUUACACCCAUGCUAGACGAGGCGUCAUUCAGAGCAGAUUACCUCGAGGGCCAGCGGUUUGAUGCCCCGUGGUUAGCUCUACUCAACAUGGUAUUCGCAAUGGGCAGCAUCGUUGCGAUGAAGUCGGACGAUUACAAUCAUCUUAAUUACUACAGCCGUGCCAUGGAGUACCUGCCUAUGGACUCCUUUGGAAGCAGCCACAUCGAGAUCGUCCAAGCCUUGGCUCUGAUAGGCGGCUUCUACCUACACUACAUCAACCGACCCAACAUGGCCAAUGCCAUAAUUGGAGCCGCCAUCAGGAUGGCCAGCGCCCUAGGUUUACAUCGCGAAAGUCUAGCAUCUGCGCCUACUGGGAGUUGCAGCGACAUAGCAGCCGCGGAGACCCGCAGGCGCACAUGGUGGAGCUUGUUCUACCUGGAUACUUGCGCAACGACGACGUUAGGGCGCCCUUCGUUCGGGCGAUGGGGCCCAGCCAUCAACGUGAGAUGUCCCGACAGCGGCCUAAGCUCUGGGCGUGACUCGGCUCAGCACGCGGGCAUCCUGCCUCUAGUUGAGAAUAUCAAGUUCUGCAAGAUCGCGACGGCCGUGCAAGAUAUGCUGGCAAUAUCGCCGCUCCUACGCACCGAGGACCGUUGCAAUCUUGACGGCCAGCUCGUAAAUUGGUACAGCAGCCUACCAUGGCUGCUGCGGACAAGCGAUCCCUGCGCAGAGCCCCUAUACAUAGCCCGCUGCCUCAUGAAGUGGCGGUACCAGAAUCUACGAAUGCUUCUACAUCGGCCCGUGCUACUAAACCUAGCCUCGAGCGGGGCAUCGCAUGCAGCCGAGCACGAGAUCGCCGCCAUCGAGGCCUGCCGCGACCUCGCGAAACAGACCAUCGAGGAUAUAGCGCGCGAGUGGACGCGCAACCAGAUGUCUGGCUGGAAUGCCGUCUGGUUCCUCUACCAGGCCGCCAUGAUCCCGCUCGUCUCCAUGUUCUGGCAGUGGGACAGCCCGCGCGUGCCCGACUGGCAGAAGCAGAUUGAGACAAUUCUCGAGCUCAUGGAGGCUAUGGAGGACUGGUCGCUCGCGGCGCGGCGCUCCCGCGAGGUCAUCUGGCGCAUGUACGAGGCCUCGCGCCAGCUGGAGCCUAGCCUACGCGCUGCUGCUGCUGCCGCCGUGCAACAGCAGCAGACUGCAUCGUCACUAUCACCGCAUCUACAGAUCAUCACAGGUCACGACGGCAGCAGCAUGCUGGGCACGCUAGGUGGGGGCGAUGCCUCGGAUCUACAUAUGUCGCCCAUUGGACUCGGGCCGGAUGGCUUCGACGACAUGAUGGGCAUCCUAGAUCAGCAUGGCCUUUGGGACUUUGAUGGCAUGCUCUGGGCCGGCGCGGAUGAGGUGGAGUGGGCUCAGCACCAGCAGCACCAGCCACAGCAGCAGCAUUUUGGUGGUGCCGGUAACGCCGGGAAUUACGCCGGGCUACAGCUGAGUCCCACGACGCCCGUGUCUGCCGGGAUGGACGGCGCGACGGCAUUCCCCUUCGUCCACUAAGAACACGCCCUACACUACGGUAUAUAGACAACCCCAUUCUCUUUCUCCCCUCUUCCCUGUUUUCAGGGCUUAGGCUGGCCUCUCAAUACUUAU